Hydatigera taeniaeformis is the source of this 453-nucleotide messenger RNA. The record is from the annotation of a GenBank genome assembly. Lineage: Eukaryota; Metazoa; Platyhelminthes; Cestoda; Cyclophyllidea; Taeniidae.
AUGUAUGCUUCGUCCUAUGAAGUAGCGAAGUUCGGUGGAGGACACAUGAACUGUGUGGAGGUCCAACCUGGGUGGAACUCAGCCCUUGUCAUGCUUCUCCACCUGCCUCUAUGGGUUCUGAUCGUUGCAACGCUUCCAUCCAGUAUUCUAGGAAACGGCCUAUACGGGAUAAUGACACAGCUCUACGUGUGCAUUGCGGACCUGACAGAACAGAAAGCGGAAGUCAUAGAACGGCGACUAUCAACUGUGCCUCAACCCGCAGACAGCGAAACGCCGCCUAUACCAUUCGAGAGACGCCGCACCAGAUCCAUUUUUGAAAAAGGCGAGCCGAAGUCGGUGACCACAGUGCAGUCCUCAAUGGCCUCUGAGCGUCUCUCCUACAUCGCUCUUUUCGAAGGUUGCACAGGUGUCACCCUGUCCAUUGGCACUAUGAUCAUCGGUGAGUUCAUAUAA